CUACGAGUGUAUUGUUCGAAUAGUUUGUGAAGUGUGGAAUGUUACAAUUUAGGACUUGAGCGGCGGGAGGAUUGUGGUGCCAGUAUGGCGCUGAUUGGAAGUCUUGCCACCUUACUGCUUAUACUACUCGUACCAUGCAGCAGCCAGCUGAUCUUCCUCAUGGAGCCGCCGCCGCGCCUGGCGUUCUCCAACAGCUCUGGUGCGAAGGUGUCCUGCGCGGCGCACGGCAGCCCGCCGCCUACCAUCACCUGGCUCACGGAAGAUGGAGUACCAGUGUCUGAUAUACCUGGCUUGAGGCAGGCGCUGUCGAACGGCACGCUGUGGCUGGCCCCGUUCUCAGCGGCGCAGUACCGCAGCGACGUGCACGCGGCCGUGUACCGCUGCCGCGCGGCCGCCAGCGUCGGGACCAUACUGUCCCGGGAUAUGCGGGUGGAUGCUGUAAUGGACGUGGCAUGGGAGGUGCGAGCGCAGGCGACGCACGGCGUGGCGGGCGGCGUGGCGCUGCUGAGCUGCACCGCGCCGCCCAGCGUGCGCCCGCACCUCACCGUCACCGGCUGGUUCCGGGAUGGCGCUCUGCUCUCCUCAAUCGAUGGGGACACUGGUCCAUACGUAGUGGCAGGCGGACGGGGUGACGUCCUGGUGAUCAGGAACGCGCGGCCCGACGACGCCAGCUCGUACUCCUGCGAGGCGCUGCAUCAGCUCACUGGAGAGAAGCGGAGGAGUCCACCAGCCAUGAUUGCUGUUUCACAGAGCACGGGCAGCAUGGCGCCUCGCAUACUGUCGAUAUCGGAGGACGAGAGCGUGCCGGCGGGCGGAGACAUCCGCCUCGUGUGCUGCGCCAUCGGCAACCCGCCGCCCACAUACAGCUGGUUCCGCUGGAGCGCGGGGCGCGCGAACCCGGUGGGCGGCGCGGACCGGCCGGCCGGCGGCCGCGUAUCAGCAGCGGGCGCGGUGCUGUCCAUACGGCGAGCACAAGCGGGCGACAGCGGCGCGUGGACGUGCCGCGCGCACAACGCGCUGGGCGAGCAGCGCCGCGACGCCGCGCUCGGCGUGCGCGCGCGCCUGCUCGUCACUGUGCACCCGCAGCUGCAGAUAGCGAACUCGGGCAGCACGGUGACGUUCAACUGCUCGGUGGAGGGGGGCGGCGCGCGCGUGCGCUGGCUGCACGACGGCGCGCCGGUGGGCGGCGCCGAGCCGCUGCUGCGCGUGCGCGGCGUGCGGCGCGCGCACCGCGGCAUGUACCAGUGCGUGGCCGAGCGCGGCCGCACCGUGGCGCAGGCCGCCGCCGAGCUGCGCCUGGGAGAUACAGCACCAGAGCUGCACUACACGUUCAUAGAGCAGGCCUUACACCCAGGCCCGGCUGUAGCUCUCCACUGUUCUGCUUCAGGGUCUCCAUCGCCUCGGUUCACUUGGCUCCUGGAUAUGCAACCUAUUGAGGAACAUAAUACUCCACAAAGGACCAUAACUCAGUUCCUGAGCCCGAGCGGCGAGGUGGUGAGCUACCUGAACUUCACGUCGGUGCGCGCGGAGGACGGCGGCCGCUACACGUGCCGCGCUCACAACUCGCGCGGAUCGGUCGAACAUUCUACACGACUCAAUGUAUACGGGCCGCCGUCGAUCCGCAGCAUCGCGCCGGUGCGCGCGGUGGCGGGCGCCAACACCACCGUGCACUGCCCCUACUCAGGAUUUCCAAUCAGUGAGAUCCGCUGGCAGCGCGGCGGGGUGGACAUCCCCGCGGGCGAGGCGGGUGGGGGGGGGCGGGCGAGCCUGCGGCGCGGCGGCGCGCUGGCGCUGUGGCCGGCGGACGCGGCGGACGCGGGGCUGUACUCGUGCCGCGUGCUCGCGCCCGACGGGCACUACGCGCAGAAGGACGUGCAGAUCUUCGUGCGCAAUCCUCCAAAAAUUGCGGGAUUCACUUUCCCCUCAGAUUUAGUAGAAGGCAGUUCUAUUCAAGUGCUUUGUGGAAUAACAUCUGGAGACAAACCUGUCUAUUUCUCCUGGCUAAAAGAUGGCCAAACGAUUCCUUCUGACUUACAGGUGCAAGAAAAAUCUCUGGACGAGUUUAGUUUCCUGAUAUUCUCUCACGUGACGUCGAAACACAGCGGCGAGUACACUUGCGUGGCCAGCAACUCUGCUGCUGAAGUCAACCACACAGCCAGACUUGCUGUCAAAGUGGCGCCAUCUUGGGUCUACGAGCCACAAGACGUAUCAGUGUUGCUGGGAACUCCGAUAAUGGUACACUGCGCAACUAAAGGAUACCCGGAACCUAAAAUUACCUGGUUGAAAGGACACGGUUCGAGUCCUUCCGACUUCCGUCCACUCUCAGUGGCGGAGGGCUCUGCAGUAAUGCUGAGCAACGGGUCGCUGAGCGCGGGUUCAGCGGCGCGCACGUUGGAGGGCCGCUACAUGUGCCGUGCUGAUAACGGGGUGGGGCGGGGGCUGAGUAAGAUCGUCUCUGUCGCAGUUAAUGAGCCGGCGCAGUUCGAGUACUCAUCGCGCAACAUGUCGGUGCGUCGCGCGGCGGCGGCGGUGCUGCAGUGCGCCGCGCGGGGCGACCCGCCGCUGCAGCUGCACUGGACGCACAACAUGCGCCCGCUAGACCUCAACACUUAUAGGAUAUCAGUAUCAGAGAAAAGGUCUGAAAAUGGCGCCAGUUCCGAACUAAACAUAGCUCAUGCGCAGCGGAGAGAUUCCGGAGUAUACCGGUGUCGCGCCGAGAACGCGUACGGGCGGGACGAAUUGCUAAUUUACCUAGCUGUACAAGAGCUCCCGGAGGCGCCGCGCGGGCUGGCGGUGGUGCGGCGCGAGGCGCGCGCGGCGCUGCUGGCGUGGCGCCGCGGGUUCGACGGCAACGCGCCGCUGCGCGCCUUCCGCCUGCAGCUGCGCGCCGUCGCGCCGCGCGCCGCGCCCGCCGACUGGCGCCUGGCGCCCGCGCGCGACCUGCCCGCGCACGCACUCGCUCAACGGUGGGUACUACAUAUACAGCAACAUUGCAUCACCUUAAACUUCCAAAUAUAA
Molecule: messenger RNA, 3018 nt
Organism: Colias croceus (clouded yellow)
Lineage: Eukaryota; Metazoa; Arthropoda; Insecta; Lepidoptera; Pieridae
Gene: Dscam3
Product: Down syndrome cell adhesion molecule-like protein Dscam2
Exons: 20
Coding region: 85-3018 (977 amino acids)
Biological process (GO): homophilic cell-cell adhesion; axon guidance; dendrite self-avoidance
Cellular component (GO): plasma membrane; axon
Molecular function (GO): cell-cell adhesion mediator activity
Source: RefSeq, a predicted model, not a curated record